Messenger RNA from Mucor mucedo, 1145 nucleotides. Its product is annotated as adaptin ear-binding coat-associated protein 1. Gene Ontology annotation, cellular component: membrane; clathrin vesicle coat. Gene Ontology annotation, biological process: endocytosis. The coding region runs from base 158 to 784 and encodes 208 amino acids. The record is from RefSeq and is a predicted model, not a curated record. Lineage: Eukaryota; Fungi; Mucoromycota; Mucoromycetes; Mucorales; Mucoraceae. The transcript is spliced from 7 exons.
UGGUAAGGAACCUUCAUUGUCCUUCCUUUUUAAUACGCACUGACAAAGUGUUUUAGGACUUUUUUUUUGGUUGCGAAAAAAAAAAAAAAAAAAUGACCCUUAAAAAAUAAUUAUUUUUUCUUUUCUCCACACUGAAUAACCCAUCUCGUGUAUAAAGAUGGAAGAGGAAUACGAAAGUGUAUUGUUAAUUAUUCGUGAAUGUUUUGUGUACAAGAUUCCUCCUAGAACAGCAGCUCGAGGUUACAGAGCCUCUGAAUGGGGAGAUCUUGGUAGUUCUUUUUUAUGGAAAGGUAGAUUACGUAUUAUUAGCAAAGGAAAGACGUGUGAAAUUCGUAUGGAAGACAACAGCACAGGUGAGAUCUUUGCUGUGUGUCCUUAUGAGAUCCAAGGUAAUUCAGUAGAGGCAGUGUUAGAUUCCAGUCGAUACUUUGUACUCAAGAUUGAAAGUGAUGGACGACAUGCUUUUGUUGGUAUGGGAUUUCAGGAACGAACGGAUGCAUUUGACUUUAAUGUCGCACUACAGGAUUUUGUCAAACAAUUGCGUGCCGAAAAAGAGGCAGUGAAUCGUGCAGCUCAUGCAGAUACGACACCUAAAAAGGAUUAUAGCUUGAAAGAGGGACAGACCAUUAACAUCACCAUUGGCAAUGUCGGAGCGAAAAGAACAAGACAAAAACCAGUGAAUAAUGGAGGUGGAGGACUUGUACCAUUAUUACCACCUCCUCCUUCUGCUUCUCAAGUCAAGCAACAACAGCAACAACAAAGACAACAACAAUCCUUUUUUUAAAAUAAAAAAAAAAGGAAUUUACCCGGAAAACCCUGAAAAAUAAAAAAGAUCGUCACCCCCCAAUUUUUUUUUAAUUUUUACAGUUUUCUAAAAAGGGUAAAAAAGAACGAUGGUGACACUAGAAAAAAAAAAAGACCAAUAAGGGACAAAGUUUUAACUUUUGUAGGGUUUCCUUGGGAAACUCUUCUUUUUACAAAAAAAGAAAAAGUUGGAACACUUGGGGAGGGGGAAAUUAUUUAUAGCUCUAUUUUUUUAUGAAUUAGGGAUAUAAAAAGUUUUUUCAUGCGAUCUGUAAAUUGGAUAAAAAAAAACCAAAAAUUUGUAACCCAAUAAAUUGGGAAAAAAAAAACAUUGACUAUCC